CCUCCUCUGGCUGCCCUCAGCACGUGUGCCCAUCGGCUCUGUUAUGGCGACCCACAGCCCCAGCGUCGUGAUUAGUGAUGAUGAACCAGGUUAUGACCUAGAUUUAUUUUGUAUACCUCAUCAUUACGCUGAGGGUUUGGGAAAGGUGUUUAUUUCUCAUGGACUAGUUAUGGACAGGACUGAGCGUCUUGCCCGAGACAUGGUGAAGGAGAUGGGUGGCCAUCACAUCGUAGCCCUCUGUGUGCUCAAGGGGGGCUAUAAAUUCUUUGCUGACCUGCUGGAUUAUAUCAAAGCACGGAACAGAAAUAAUGAUGGAUCCAUUCCUAUGACUGUAGAUUUCAUCAGACUGAAGAGCUACUAUAAUGACCGGUCAACAGGGGACAUAAAAGUAAUUGGUGGAGAUGAUCUCUCAAUGUUAACUGGAAAGAAUGUCUUGAUUGUUGAGGAUAUAAUUGAUACUGGCAAAACAAUGCAAACCUUCUUGCUCUCCAUGGUCAAGCAGCAUAAUCCAAAGAUGGUCAAGGCUGCAAGCUUGCUGGUGAAGAGGACACCUCGAAGUGUUGGCUAUAAACCAGACCUUGGAUUUGAAAUCCCAGACAAGUUUGUCGUAGGAUAUGCCCUUGACUACAAUGAAUACUUCAGUGACUCGAAUCACAUUUGUGUCAUUAGUGAAACUGGAAAAGCAAAAUACAAAGCCUAAGAUGAGAUUUCAAGUUGAGUUUGGAAGCACCUGGAGUCCCCUUGGAAUCACCAGUCCCAUGUUCUAGUUCUGUGGCCAGCUGCCCAGUAGAGCUUUUUGCAUGUAUCUCCUAAGGAUUUUAUCUGUUUUGUAUUUUAGAAAUGUCAGUUGCUGCAUUCUGAAGUCUUUAUUUGCACUAUGAGCAUAUAGACUAUCAGUUCCCUUUGAGUGGACUGUUUGACUUGUGAAUGAAAAAUCUCUUAAACCACACCACUAUUGAAUGAAAAUAAUGAAAUUGUAUCUGUAAGAAACAUUUAAAGAGAAGAUAUAUUAGUUUUU
Messenger RNA from Lynx canadensis (Canada lynx), 1018 nucleotides. RefSeq names its product hypoxanthine-guanine phosphoribosyltransferase-like. The record is from RefSeq and is a predicted model, not a curated record. Gene Ontology annotation, biological process: guanine salvage; hypoxanthine metabolic process; purine ribonucleoside salvage. NCBI's taxonomy places the organism in Eukaryota, Metazoa, Chordata, Mammalia, Carnivora, Felidae. Gene Ontology annotation, molecular function: hypoxanthine phosphoribosyltransferase activity; magnesium ion binding.